Molecule: messenger RNA, 2648 nt
Organism: Chaetomium strumarium
Lineage: Eukaryota; Fungi; Ascomycota; Sordariomycetes; Sordariales; Chaetomiaceae
Product: OPT oligopeptide transporter protein-domain-containing protein
Exons: 3
Coding region: 149-2410 (753 amino acids)
Cellular component (GO): fungal-type vacuole membrane
Molecular function (GO): oligopeptide transmembrane transporter activity
Source: RefSeq, a predicted model, not a curated record
CUGCGGGCCACCGCGUUCCCGCUCGCUCUCGGGUUCCUUCUGUUCUCACGUCCCAUCCCACCUCGAACUUCGUUGCUCGAUCGCGCUCACGCCAGGCUGGGAGCCGCCCGUGUCACUGGUGGUCCUGUAAUACACAAAGCCCAGCGCUAUGGACGAGAAGAAGGAGCUCGACCUCCAGGCGGAGGCGGCCGCCGCCCAGGUGCGCCCAUUCUCGGAAAGCAACCCGCCCAUCGAGAACACGGCCGACCUGAAGACGCACAAUGUAUCGAUCGAGAAAGCCGGAUCCGAGGUCGAGAUCGAGGUUGAGGAGGAUCUCUACCGGCCUCUUCUGAUGGACGCUUCUAUCCCUCACGAGGAGAACCCGCUCACCGUCAGGGCGGUCGUGACCGGCUGCAUCCUCGGCUCCCUGGUUUGUGCAUCCAACCUGUACCUCGGUCUGAAGACGGGGUUCACGUUCAGCGCAAACAUGUUCGGCGCCAUCUUUGGGUAUGGUGUGUUGAGGCUGAUGGAGAAGUCGGGGCGUAAUUUCCCCAUCAUUGGCGGCCUCUUCGGGCCCCAGGAGAACUCCAUCGUCCAGGCGGCGGCGACGGGGGCUGGCGGCACCGGCGGUAUCUUCGUGGCUGCGCUCCCCGCCAUGUACCAGCUCGAUGUCAUGAACGGGCACAGCCCCACGCAAGAUAUCGGCAUCAUCUUCACUAUCACCCUCGUCACGUCCUUCGUCGGCAUGUUCUAUGUCACACCGCUCCGCAAGUUCUUCAUCAUCCAAGUCGCGCGGGAGCUGAAGCUCAUGUUCCCCACGCCGACCGCCGUCGCGCUCACCAUCCGCUCCAUGCAUGCGGGCGCGGCGGGGAGUCUUGACGCCAUCAAGAAACUCAAGUGCCUUGCGAUCUGCUUCAUCGGCGCGCUCUGCCACCGGGUGGCAUCCUACUACGCUAUUGGCAUCCUCUACGACUGGCACGUCUUCACCUGGAUCCACAUCUGGAGCGGCUACACCAGCUGGGCCCUGAACAUCGAGUCGUGGGGCUGGUACUUUGAGUGGACGCCCGCCUUCAUUGGCUCGGGCAUCCUGAUCGGCCUGAACCCGGCCAUCUCCAUGUUUGCCGGCUCCGUGAUCGCCUGGGCCAUCAUCGGCCCCGCCCUGGUGCACUACGGCGAGUGCAUUGGCCUCGAUGCCAGCGGCGACGACCCCAAGUGGAACGGCCUCUACUCGUUCACCUCGCUCUCCAAGCUGGGCGAGCGGACGCCUUCGCCGCGGUACUGGCUGCUCUGGCCCGGCGUCAUGGUCAUGGUGUGCUGCUCCAUGGCCGAGCUGUUCGUGCAGUACAAGGCCAUCUGGGCCGGCGCCAAGUCGGUAUGGUUCCAGUCCUGCGCGGGCAUCAACAACGCCCUCACGGCGCGCGGCAAGCAGAGCGCCUUCUUUGCCAAGCACGGCGCAUCGCGGGCCAGGGACGAGACCCUGGUCGAGGACCCGUUCCCGCCGGAGCAGCAGGUCAAGACGUGGAUGUGGACCCUCGGCCUCCUCGUCACUCUGGUCAUCGGCAUGAUCAUCUUCCACUUCCAGUGGGAGAUGCAUCCCGGCCUGACCAUCCUUGCCAUCGUACUGGCCUUCCUGUUCUCGUUCCUCGCCAUCCAGAUCGGCGCCGUGACGGAUAACACGCCGCUGACGGCCGCGUCCAAGGCGUCGCAGCUCAUCUUCGGCGGCGCCACCUCGCACAGCGGCUACUCGGUCCCGCACGCCCAGAAGAUCAACCUCGUCGCCGGCACUCUCGCCUCUGGCGGCGCCGACAUGGCCACGGCGCUGGUGAGCGACUUCCGUACCGGCUUCCUGAUCGGGACGUCGCCCAUCAAGCAGUGGAUCGCCCAGUGCAUCGGCGCCUUCUGCUCGGUCUGGCUCGGCCCGGGCCUGUUUGUGCUCUUCACCUCGGCCUACCCGUGCAUCUGGGACCCGACCAAGGUCGACGACCACUGCCCCUUCCUGGUCCCGUCCGUGUCGGCCUGGAAGGCGGUCGCGCAGGCCGUCACCGACCCCAACGUCAAGAUUCCGCUCAAGAGCGGCAUCUUCGCCAUCGUCAUGGGCGCCGUCUCCAUCAUCCAGGUCGUCGUCCGCCACUACUGGCUGGUGGGCCCGCGCGAGAAGUACCGCGCCUGGCUGCCCAACUGGGGCGCCAUCGCCCUGUCCUGGGUCAUCCCCGCCCCCGUGUUCGCCAACGCUGCGCUGCUUGGCGCCAUCGUUGCCGCACUCUGGAGGAAGUGGAGCAUGAGGACAUGGGACAUUUACGGUUACGCUGUUGCUGCCGGUUUCAUUGCCGGAGAGGGUCUCGGCGGUGUUGUGGGUGCCAUCCUUACGCUCGCCGGCGUCGAUGGAGGCACCUACGGCACGAUGGUCGCUUGCCCUGGUGGCUCAUGCUAAGUCGCAUUUCCACCAGCAGCAGCAGCAUGCAUGGUAGAUGGUGGCUCAGGUGGAGGGGUGGCGACUCUAUGAUUGGUGUUCCAGAUAUUUUGUUGUUGUUUGUUCGUUUAGGCACAUAUUGUGAGAUGACACGAGAUACCAAUGAGAUCAAGCUGGACGACCUGUGUAAUGACAACCCAAUACCCAUGUUCAUGACUCCAUGUCCAUCUCCCAUUUAACGCCCAUCAGUUUGAUGAUG